Staurois parvus is the source of this 313-nucleotide messenger RNA. Lineage: Eukaryota; Metazoa; Chordata; Amphibia; Anura; Ranidae. The record is from the annotation of a GenBank genome assembly.
UGCCACCUGUCAGUGUCCAUCAGUUCCGAACAGUGCCACGUGCCAGUGCCCAUCAGUGCCACAUCAAUGCCACAUAUCAGUGCCUACCAGUGCACAUCAGUGCCACAUAUCAGUUCCCAUCUGAGCUGCCCUUCAGUGUCACCCAUCAGUGCCAGUCAGUGCCACCUAUCAAUGCCAAUCAUCAGUGCUGCCUAUCAGUGCGCAUCAGUGCCGCCUAUCAGUGCCAGUCAGUGCCGCCUAUCAGUGUUAGUGAUUGCCACCUAACAGUGCCAGUCAGUGCCACCUAACAGUGCCAGUCAGUGCCACCUAUCAG